Messenger RNA from Beauveria bassiana ARSEF 2860, 2757 nucleotides. RefSeq names its product tetratricopeptide repeat domain protein. Lineage: Eukaryota; Fungi; Ascomycota; Sordariomycetes; Hypocreales; Cordycipitaceae. Bases 1 to 2757 code for a protein of 918 amino acids. Gene Ontology annotation, biological process: nucleoside metabolic process. The transcript has 6 exons. The record is from RefSeq and is a predicted model, not a curated record. Gene Ontology annotation, molecular function: catalytic activity; protein binding.
AUGGCUGGCAAUAGGGCGCGUAAGACGCUGCGGGGGAGAUGCGACGUCAACGUGGCUCUGUCCAGUGCAGUCAGCCGAGCUUUAAUGAAAAGGAGGAGAACGCUUCUGCUCGCCAUGGUUAGAACCCGUCAGCUAGGCGACUACACCAUCGUACUGUUCUGUCCUCUGGUGGUUGAGCAACAGGCUGCAUGUCUUAUGUUGGACGAAGUCCACGACGAGCUCCCAGACAGAUCAGCCGGGCAGACCGUUCUCUACACCCUUGGCAGAAUCGCCUCCUAUAAUGUGGCUAUCGCUGGAUACCCAGUUGGAGAAGUUGGUGGGGGCGUGUCGGGGAGCAUGGUGUCGGAGGCGUUGAGAGACUUUCCAAAACUCGAGGCUGGCCUACUUGUCGGAAUCGCUGCGGGAAUUCCGUCUUCAAAGCGUGAUAUUCGCCUGGGAGAUGUGGCCGUUGCCGUCCCUAAUAAGGACAACCCGGGAGUCAUCGGUUAUGAUAUUGUCAAAUUUGAAGAAGAUCAAGUCCGGAUCAAGCAGUGGCAGAACUCGACCCAUUCUCUCUUGCGCUCUGCCAUUAACAGUAUACGAGUCCACCAAGGCCGCCCCGGGUAUAGCUUUACUAGGCACCUUGAGGUUCUGGACAAGGCGGUGGCUUUCAGGCGACCAGGCUCGCCUCAUCCGGACAGUGACUUUCUAGUCUCGGACAUGCAACAGUUUGAUCACCGCGACGAGCCUAUAGUUCACUACGGUACCAUACUCUCUGGGAACGGUGUUAUCAAGUCAAAAGCAAAGAGAGACGAGCUGAGAGAUAAGUAUGAUGGGAUUGCCAUUGAAAUGGAGGCAGCUGGCAUGACGACCAGGCUGCCCGUUGCCGUGAUUCGCGGAAUCAGCGACUUUGCAAACUCGGACAAGAACGAUGAGUGGCAUGCAUACGCCGCCAUUACUGCGGCGGCAUACGCAAAGGAAAUGUUGAUGAGGCUUGGGCCUCUGAAAGAAACCGGGUCAGGAAGAGAAGCCGAGCUUGCAAAGCUGGAGAAGUGGCUGAGUCCCUCGCGUCAGAUGCCGCCACAGAAAUCCGUCGUCUCGCUCUGGGGCCUUGGUGGUGUUGGCAAGUCGCAGCUCGUCUCUGAAUUUCAUAUCCUAAGCUACGUUGAUACUCUCCCCUACGGCUCCAUCGUUCUCAUCACCAGAAGCAAAGAGCUAGCUGGGCGUUACUAUCAGCGGAUUGAAGUCAAGGGCUUGGAUGAAGAAGAUGCCGCCGAGCUUCUCGGGGUAGAGAUUGAUGAACCGUUUCAGAAGGGCAGUCAAGCAUCUGUCCUAUCUAAUUACCCCAUCAGUGUAGCGCAGUACAUCGAGCAGUGGAAGCAGCGACAACUUGAUGAAAGUUUCCCGGCCGAGAAGGCGCUGUCGCACUCAUUCGACGUCAGCUUUGAGGAACUUGAGAGUACUAACCCACUGGCUGCGAAAUUUCUGAUGCUUUUUGGCUUCCUGGACCACAGGGACAUGUGGUACGAUCUUUGCUUGAGCAUAGGCCAUGGCGAAUACCCGGACUGGCUACGGCAGAUGGCAAGCAAGCGCUUCGAUGACUUGUAUAUCCCCAUUCGAAACCUGUCAUUCGUGGAAGCUAAGCCAAACGACUGGAGAAGCACGGUUGUAUACGAAAUCCAUCCCGCAAUUCACGACUUUGCCAGACGAAAGGCAAGAGAAAGAGGCGAUGAGGAGGAGUAUCGACUCGAGCCGCAUGCUGAUCAGUGCAAGAUCUAUUUGGACCAGGGCCGUGGAGGCACUGACUUGGACCUCGUAGAGCUUGAGAAAUUUGGCAACCUCUUCCGCCAUCUUGGGCGCUACGAAGAGGCCUCCGGGCUAUAUGAAACAAUCUUGAGUUUUCUCAAAGAGGAGGAGAAGAACGCGUGUCAGCCAACUAUUGAGCUCAUGGCUGGCAUUGAGAACAAUCUCGGCCUGGUCUAUCAUGCUCGGCGGCAGUACGACCUCGCUCUACGGGCCUUUGACCGUUCAUAUCAAAGACGCCUGAAGAUGACUAUGGGAGACAAUAGUGCACUAAUGGUCACUUUAUACAACAAAGGGCGCAGUCUUUUGAUGCUAGGGCGGCUAGACGACUCGCUGCAGAUGCUACAAAUGGCGGCCGCAUACUUUGCCAAGACGGCGAGGCCCAAUGGCAAUGCCCAUGUCGACCAUCUUCAUCGAGGCGAAGCGAGACGAAUCUACUUUCGGAUACUGAAUGACAUCGGGGAGGUGCGGCUUCGACUCAAUGACACGGACCAGGCAGAACGGGCCUUUAGGGUCGCAUUCGACGGCCAGAAGAAGUACCUCGACGUGUUGCAUCCCGCCGCCUUUGCAAUCAGGCUCAACAUGGGAAGGGUGUGCGUGCAAAGGUCUCGAUUCGCCACCGCCGAGAAGAUAUUCGAGUACAUUAUCGCAACAUACACGAGGUGGUGGGGACGACGCCAUUCAGAGACGAUGCGGGCAGUUGCGGAGCUGGCCGACUGCCAUGCGCGGCACGGCGAAAUGCAGCGUCUGAUGGGCGAAGGAGGUGAUUUCGAGUCAUUCAAGAUGGCUGCGCAGCUUUGGGCCGAAAUUCUGCAAUUCCAUCGGCAAGUAUACGGCGCUAGCUCGGACACUGCCGUCUUGGCAAGCUCAAAGCUACAAAGGCUGCAGUUGAUGCUCAAUCCGAUCCCCUCUGAAGAUCCGUACAGCGUGUACUACUUUUCAGCAAAGGCCCUGAGCAGAGAACGCCAAACUUGA